Lottia gigantea (owl limpet) is the source of this 2151-nucleotide messenger RNA. RefSeq lists its product as hypothetical. Gene Ontology annotation, biological process: transcription initiation at RNA polymerase II promoter. Lineage: Eukaryota; Metazoa; Mollusca; Gastropoda; Lottiidae. The record is from RefSeq and is a predicted model, not a curated record. The coding region runs from base 1 to 813 and encodes 270 amino acids. Gene Ontology annotation, cellular component: transcription factor TFIID complex. The transcript has 6 exons. Gene Ontology annotation, molecular function: protein heterodimerization activity.
AUGACAACAUCGACAGAAUGUACAAGUUCAUCUGAGCCUAGAAGAAGAGCUCUAAAAGUGGCAGUGGCAGCACUUUGUUCUGAAAAUGGUUUUACAUCAGCAGACGACACAGCUCUGGAAACGUUAACAGAAAUGAUUCAAAGUUUUAUGAGUGAAAUAGGAAGAGGUGUGAGAGGGUACUGUGAGUUAGCUGGGAGAACAGAAGCUAUGGUCAGUGACGUGGCGAUAACACUUAUAAAUAUGGGUUUCAAUAUUGGUGGAAUUGAACAGCAUAUCAAACGUUCAAAUAAAUCUGUAUUCAUACCACCAACACAGGUGACAGCAGCACCUAUCCAUAAGACACUUCAAGCUGGUGAAAAGAAAACUCACCCAACCCAUAUUCCAGAACAUCUUCCACAGUUUCCUGAUCCUCAUACAUAUAUAAGAACUAUGACACACCAACAGCCUAUGAAUGAAUAUCAGUUAAUGAGAGAGAAGGCUGCUAGUCAGAAACGUGAUGUAGAAAGAGCUCUGACCAGAUUCAUUGCUAAAACUGGUAAUACUCAACAUCUAUUUAAAGAUGACACAACCUCAUUUCCUUUGAUAGCUAUUAGUCCAUCACCUCGACCUUACUUGAAUGCAUUAUUACCCAAAGAUCAGGAUUUAGAUGCCCAGGAACCAGACCAAGUUUAUUCCAGUGUGUCUAAAAGACGUUUAGAAAGUCAAACUGAUUCAGGAAUUCAAUCUUCUGCAUCACAAGAAACUGUUGAUUCAGACUCCAUUGACAAUCCUUAUCUGAGACCUGUUAAAUUACCAAAAAAGCGGAAAAGAUAACAGAAAGCAUAUCAUGUCAUAAAUGUAUUGGUUAAAUUUCCAUUGUGAGUGAAAGCAUAAGAUGGUGAAGAGAGAAUGUGAAUAUGAGUGAAAUUUUGUCUUUUUAUGCAGAGGCAAAGUUGAAAUUAUUUUAUUUUUCUGCACCGAGCUUGUCACUUGCAUGUUGGCAUUAUUAGUGCAGCAGUGUGCAAUGAUUGAAUUCAGACAGUGGAUGAAAGGAUCUAUGUCCAAACUAGACGUCUGCCUUCUAGUUCAUUUGUGUCCCCACAUGAAUUUGUCAACAUUUCUUGUGAGCACUAUAGAGACUACAGUUUUCAACUGAUUUUGAUAACACUUGGCGUGGUCAUUGGAAUUGAUAAGAUCUCGGACAAGUUUUAACUUGACAUCUUUUCGAUGAACGGUUUUUGAGUUAUUGCCCUUGACUUUGUUAAAACGCGUCGAAAUUUGUUAAAAAUAGUUCGUGAGCAGGAUAGAAGAAGAUUGGCGGAAAACUACUCACUGCACGUCCAUAUUUUUGAUUGGCCUAAAACAAGAUAUGCCCGAUUAUAACAUCAAACGAUACAGAGUAAACCGUCCGAUUUUGUACCGUUGAAGCAAUUCCUCGAUUCUGACCACUGUAAUAUACUAUGCUAUAUUUCUUACAAAGUUCAAAACUGAUUAACGGUGAUGAAAAAUUGAUGAAAAGCAUUUGUUGCCAGUGGUUGGCGGAUGUUUAUAGAGUGAACGGUACAAUAUUAUGGAUCUAAAGGGUGAUAUAGUCGGAUGAACAAACUUAUUGGAAAAGCUAACAUUUGAGAUGAUUAAUUUCUUGAAACUCUAUACUAUCACACCUCCAUUGCUUAGAAAAUCUCUUUAUAAUCCCUGUAAAGCUAUUACAUAUAUGAUAAGCUAGUAUAUUCCUGUUUCUGAGACUGAGGUAGGCCUACGAUUGGUCAAACGACAGAUUUUUUUAAGAAAAUUGGAAUAUUUGCCUCACAAUAGUAAGUACUAAUAGUCUUAAAAUGUAUUUGCAUUGAUAAAAAUAUGCUCUUUUGUAAGUUUACAUUGAAAACAAACAAAAGAUCGUAACUGGUGGAAAUUAAUGUUUUAUCUAAGACAGGCAGUACUGUAAAAGAUAUUCCCCCUAUCUAAUGGCAACGUAUUUUACUCUGAUGUAAGUAAAAUUCAGAAAUAAGUAACUCCAUAAUAAGUCCAUUUAUUGUAAAAUCACUCGAAGUGAGUAUUUAUCAAUCAUAUUAUCACCUCACAGCAGUCCAAAAUUUGCAGCCAUAUUCAAAAAAUGAUGUACUCUUGGUACAACGCCAGUACCAUUAAGUUUGGAUACUGGUCCGCAAAGAU